Messenger RNA from Hyposmocoma kahamanoa, 2044 nucleotides. RefSeq names its product T-box transcription factor TBX6-like (gene Doc1). NCBI's taxonomy places the organism in Eukaryota, Metazoa, Arthropoda, Insecta, Lepidoptera, Cosmopterigidae. Gene Ontology annotation, cellular component: membrane; nucleus. Gene Ontology annotation, biological process: positive regulation of DNA-templated transcription; regulation of transcription by RNA polymerase II; cell fate specification. The coding region runs from base 1 to 1821 and encodes 606 amino acids. The record is from RefSeq and is a predicted model, not a curated record. Gene Ontology annotation, molecular function: DNA-binding transcription factor activity, RNA polymerase II-specific; fucosyltransferase activity; RNA polymerase II cis-regulatory region sequence-specific DNA binding. The transcript has 6 exons.
AUGGAUUUACCGCCUAAACGAUCUGCGAAACAAAAAUACGUCAUGUAUGGUUUGGAGACCUCGGUAUACCACUUAAUGUCUGAAGAAUUCAACGGGUUCUUCAAUAUCACUUUUACAUACAAGCUCUCAUCUAAUAUCACGAUUCCUUACGUAGUCAUAAAAAACGAUAACAAUGAGGUGAUCGGGCCGAAAAUUGAUAUGCAUUGGAUGAAUGUGAGUGAAAUGAACGAAACGAGCGAUUAUGUGAAAAGCAAACUACGAAAUAAACACAUCGCGGCCGCGUGGAUUGUAUCCCACUGCGAUACACCUUUCCGUCGUUUAUAUGCCUUCGCUUUAAGAGAUGAAUUGGCUCGAUAUGGGCACAUACUGGAUAUUUAUGGGAAAUGCGGCACAAAGCAAUGUCCUCGAGGCGAUUACGGGGCGUGCGGUAACAUUCAAUGUCCUCAAUUUGGAAGAAUGGAUGAAUGUUUAGCAUAUUUAGAGUCAGAUUAUUAUUUUUAUUUAUCAUUUGAGAAUUCGUUCAGUGAGGACUACGUCACUGAAAAGCUUUUGCAUCCUUUACAACACUACUCAGUGCCUGUGGUUUUUGGAAGAGCUAAUUAUACCAGAUUCAUGCCUAAAGGAAUUUAUUUGGACGCCAACAUUUUACCGCCGGCGAAAAUGGCGGAAAUAAUGACUAAAAUUAUAAAUGACACGAACAAAUAUUACGAAUUUUUCAAAUGGCACGACCACUACAGUUUCCACUUCUCUGGUGAGGAUCGUUACAGUGGAGAAAUGUGCAAAUUGUGUACGUUUCUUAAUAAGAAACACCGAGUUGGGGCUGACGCGGAGCCGCCAGCGUGCGAGACGAGACUGCUCAACGGAGACCUCUGGCGCCGUUUCCACGACAUCGGCACCGAAAUGAUCAUUACCAAGGGCGGGCGACGCAUGUUUCCGUCGCUCCGCGUAUCCCUCAGCGGUUUGGACCCACGUGAAGAAUAUUGCGUACUCUUGGAGAUGUCCCUUGUGGGGCGGCGCCGCUGGCGGUGGGCAGGAGGCGCCUGGGCAGCGGCUGGAGGGGCAGAACCCCAAUCCCCAAGGAGACUGAUGCUGCAUCCCGACUCUCCUGCGCCUGGACACCAUUGGACGGCCAAUCCGGUGUCAUUUAGCAAGCUGAAGCUGACGAAUAAUACUAUGGAUUCACAAGGGCAUAUGGUACUAACGUCAAUGCACAAGUAUAGGCCUCGAGUAUUGGUAGUUCGGGCUCGUGAUGCUGCAGCGUUGGCCUGGGGCGCGCCACACGCCGCGUUCUCCUUCCCUGAGACCGAGUUCAUUGCUGUCACUGCUUAUCAGAACGAUCGCAUCACCAAAUUGAAGAUUGAUAACAAUCCUUUCGCGAAAGGUUUCCGCGCAUGUGGUCAAUCGAAAUGCAAACGGAAGAACGUCGAUACGACGGAAAACACCGAAUCGUCAAACAACGUGUCUUCCGAGCCUAAACGCCCGUGUUCUGACGCGGCGUCGUCAUGUUCAGAGGAAGGUAGCCUGAGGUCCACAUCACCAAGAUCGCCACCAUUAGUAGAAUCUCCAGCACCACUUAUAACUCCUCCAGAAAACAUAACACCUCCUCCUUCUUUUUACCCACCUGAAUUGCCCUAUAUUAGUCCCCUUCAUAUGCCAAUGCCUUUAGGUCUCUGGCCUGGUGCUUCAAUACCUGGAGGUUUCGCAUGGGGACCGGCGUUACCCCCACCUCCACCUCGCAUUCGGUCUCCUCCCUCUGCAGCUCCUGCGCCAUGCCGUCGCGUGAAAAGUUUCACUAUCAGUGCACUUCUUGGUGAAGGCUAAGAUAUUUUUUAUCGGCGAGGAAGAAAGCAAUAUAACUACUUAAUUGUAAACUUUAAAUUACCUUGUUGAUAUUUUGUUAAUUGAUUUUAUAUUGGUACCUACCUCUUAGUUAAUGUUAGAGUUUAAUGUAAUGUGAUAAAAGUGCCUUAAGAUGUAGCAAUAAACCCGAUAACUUAAUGGCUUUUACAGCGCUAUUUAUGUAGUAUUUCUAUCUAAAUGGAAG